AUGGACUACACAGCCCCUCACCAGCCACCUAUCGGGGGGUACUCGACCAGCGCCAUCUCACCAGCAACAUACAAUCCCACCCCCUAUCCCCAUCCUCCUCCUCCUCAUCCUCCUCCUCCUCCUCCUCCCUCCCGUCCCCGCCCCAACUACAUCUACAAAAUCCACUACCGCGUCUCCUGCUCCAAGACCGGUGCCCGUUACCACCUCAUCCGCACCGGUCCCAACUACCUCGUCACCCUACAACAAGCAAAGUCCUAUGUGGCGCAAUGCCACGCGAAUUGGUUCGAGGACUGGUGGAACGAAUGUGUCUUGAAUGGGCCGCCACGCACCACUACAGUUCAAGCGGUACUCGCGACGGUGGUGGGCGCGGAACGCCCGCAAACACAAAUUUGUAGACCGGGAGAACCCGUUGGAUUGGAGGGAGUGAGACUGGAGCGGAUUUGCUUGGGGAAGUAUGGAGGGAUCAAAUGGGGGAGGAGUAGUUAA
This is a messenger RNA of Neurospora tetrasperma FGSC 2508, 486 nucleotides long. RefSeq lists its product as uncharacterized. The record is from RefSeq and is a predicted model, not a curated record. Lineage: Eukaryota; Fungi; Ascomycota; Sordariomycetes; Sordariales; Sordariaceae. Bases 1 to 486 code for a protein of 161 amino acids. The transcript has a single exon.